Molecule: messenger RNA, 1578 nt
Organism: Haemorhous mexicanus (house finch)
Lineage: Eukaryota; Metazoa; Chordata; Aves; Passeriformes; Fringillidae
Gene: LMO4
Product: LIM domain only 4
Exons: 5
Coding region: 347-844 (165 amino acids)
Source: RefSeq, a predicted model, not a curated record
GAGGUGGGGGAGCGGGGGGGAAGCGGCACAAAGUGAAGCCACAUUGCCAAACUUGCCCGGCGAUUGCAGCAUCGAGCGGCGGCGGCGCCCUGCGUGUGCGGCUCAGCGGCGGGGACCGAGCUCUGCAGCUCCCCUCCCGGGAAGCGGGAGCUGGAGGAAGGACCCGGGCAGACGCCUCUCAUAGCAAUAUCUAUAUUUUUCCAGCCUGGGCUGCCCCUUGCCGGGCGGGGGGCUCCCUCCAGCCGGCGAGAGGGCGAGCGCUGUGCUUAUUUCUUUGCAAGAAGACCUCUUCAGGCACCCCGAGCGGCGCUCCCCGGCCUUUUGCAAUAUAGAGGGGAAGCAGGCCAUGGUGAACCCCGGCGGCAGCGCGCAGCCGCCCCCGGUCACGGCGGGCUCCCUCUCCUGGAAGAGGUGCGCCGGCUGCGGGGGGAAGAUCGCCGACCGCUUCCUGCUCUACGCCAUGGACAGCUACUGGCACAGCCGCUGCCUCAAGUGCUCCUGCUGCCAGGCCCAGCUGGGGGACAUCGGCACCUCCUGCUACACCAAGAGCGGGAUGAUUCUCUGCAGAAACGACUACAUCAGGUUAUUUGGAAAUAGUGGUGCAUGCAGUGCCUGUGGACAGUCCAUUCCUGCUAGUGAGCUGGUCAUGAGGGCACAGGGCAAUGUCUAUCAUCUUAAGUGUUUUACAUGCUCUACCUGCCGGAAUCGCCUGGUCCCUGGAGAUCGGUUUCACUACAUCAAUGGCAGUUUAUUUUGUGAACAUGAUAGACCUACAGCUCUCAUCAAUGGCCAUUUGAAUUCACUUCAGAGUAAUCCACUACUGCCAGACCAGAAGGUCUGCUAAAAGGUCAGAGUAAUGCAGAAUGCGUGCCUUCAUCUCAAAUUUUGUUCAUCACAGAUGGAUCCCAUGUCUCCAAGUAGACAAGUCACCUUUGUAGCUAGCAUCAAUGCCAGCUCCAUACCAUUGCACCUUCUUUAUUCUUGAUUGCCCUUCCCACAUUUAUUGGUGUAUUAAAAUGACUGAAUAUGAACAUUAAGGACUCCAUGAACCUGGGCUAAUGGGAGACUAGAGAAAAUGAAAAAAGAUCCACCGGAGGACAUCUUGGGGGGGGUGGGUGGGGAAGAUGACUAAUGAAGCUAAUUAAAAGAAGCAUUGAAAUCUGCUUUCUACCCUCAUUAACAAUUAGCAGGGCACUGGCCAGUUUGUACCCUGUGUUUUACCUUAACAGCAUUCUAUUUGCUCUUUGUAUAUUUAAGUGUUGUAAGGAAAUGUGUUUCAAUCAAACUGAACAUGAGAUAAAGAUGUGGCUUUUGUGAUAUUCUAUCACAAACACUUUUAUUGUAUCUCUGUAAAAUACAAUGUAUGUAUGCAUGUAAGUGUUUUUGUCCUAAUGUUGCUACUUCCCAUGGCAAAAAAAAAAAAAGAAAAAAAAAAGUCAGGCUCAUAGCAGCUACUGUGUAGAAAUUUUCACCUACUUCUAAUUUGCUGAAUGAAGAAAAAUCUUUUAUUUGUGAUAUUUUCAGAGACAUUUGCUCUAGUAUGGUGUAUUUAAAUAAUAAAAAGUAAAACAAAACUGA